AAAAAAAAUUCUUAAGAAAAUUAGAAAGGCGAACACAUAAACAUAAUUAUUAUUCUGCACCUUAUCUUACCGUUAUGUCCCAGUUUCUCGUCAGUACCGUUUCUAAACACCAAGAAUUAAUACUUGUGACCACUGACCAGUAUAUUCUUUAAUAAUGUUAAAUAUUCUCGAUCUAGGUUUUCUUAGCUUAGCCUUUAUGGUUACCUUUACCGGUUUCCUUAUUAAUCAUUAUGAAAAGCACGUCCCGGCAUUUAUCAUAAAAGGAUUUAAAUACGGUGCUUUUGCGUAUCAAGGUUCUGGUGCUAAUUACUUACAUAUAAUCGAAGUUCCAAAGGCACUUUACAGACAUUUUUAUGCUUUCUCCUCUAUAUUUAGUAUUUCAACUUUAGUGUAUGCAGUUUUAGUAUAUUACUAUGAAUUUACUGUCCAUAAAUAUUUACUGUUUAUCUUGAAGCUGAUUUUGGAACAGGAUGAAGCAUCUGUAUCUGCUGCAGCUGUAUGCAUAGCAUUGUCCCUUCUGACUUUGCAAUGCUUAAGAAGGUGUUAUGAGACAUAUUUCCUACAAGUCUUUGCCAAGGACAGUAAGAUGAACUUAAGCCACUACAUAGCUGGGCUUGUUCAUUAUUUUGCUGUCAUUGUUGCAGCAGUAGGACAAGGCCCUUUAUUUUGUGGUAGUCAAGAUAGAGAAAAAAUUGUGUGGAUUGAUAGAAGAACAAAAUUUUUGUCAAUUCCAUGCAUAUUGAUUUUUACAUGGGCAUUUUAUGAACAGUAUAAAACAAACAUUAUUUUUGCAAAUUUGAGAAAGGACAAAUCAGGAAAUGUUAUAACAGAAACCCAUAAAAUACCCCAUGGACGGUUAUUUAAUCACAUUUCUAGCCCACAUCGAUUUUGUGAGAUUAUAAUCUAUACAGUAUUAAUAGCCUUAAUACCUACAAAAACAUAUUUUUGCAUUUAUUUGUGGGUCUUAUGCAAUCAGAUUCAGACUGCUAUCCAUGCACAUGUUUGGUAUAAAAAUACAUUUAAAGAGUAUCCCUUGAAGCGAGAUGCUAUUUUUCCAGGAAUUCUAUAGAAUAAGAUGUUUUAUAUUUUGAUGUAACAUUUGUUAUUUAUUUUUUAUAUCAAUAUAAGAUUAAAAAUAAUACCAACAAA
Molecule: messenger RNA, 1149 nt
Organism: Pieris napi
Lineage: Eukaryota; Metazoa; Arthropoda; Insecta; Lepidoptera; Pieridae
Product: polyprenol reductase
Exons: 4
Coding region: 155-1069 (304 amino acids)
Biological process (GO): polyprenol catabolic process; dolichol-linked oligosaccharide biosynthetic process
Cellular component (GO): endoplasmic reticulum
Molecular function (GO): 3-oxo-5-alpha-steroid 4-dehydrogenase activity
Source: RefSeq, a predicted model, not a curated record